AAUACGAAAUUCUUUUUGAGAGCAUACAAGGAGGAAGAAACCCCAAAAUAGAAAGAAAAAGUAAUUCUUCAAAGAGAAAAGGAGAGAUGACAGAUUUUAGAGACUCCCCCAUGCAUAAAGCUCUAGAGCCUUUAGAGUGGUUGAUAGGAAAAUGGAAAGGCGAGGGAAAGGGCACUUGUCCAGUCAGUGGGCCGUUUGAAUAUACGGAUGAAAUAGAAUUCUUUCAUGUUGGUCAGCCAAUGCUUCAAUUUAGCCUUUACUCCAUCAAUAAGAAAACUAACAGGCCACAUCACAGAGAAAUAGGAUUUCUUAAAAUCAAACCAGGUACAAACGAACUAGCUUGGAUAGCUGCCCAUAAUAAUGCUAUCAGUGAAAUUCAAGAGGGAACUGUUGAAGGACAGACCAUUGAAUUGGAGUCAAAUGAUAUUCGAAGGAAGAUAUUUUUCGAUGGCUGCAAAAUGAUAAAGAUAAAGAGGAAUUUCAAACGUGAAGAGGACACGUUAUACCAGGUUUUCACCAUGGAAACAGAUGCUGGUCCUUUAACAGAGCAUCUUAGAACAACGUACCAUAAAGUUUAAUUCCCUUAUCCUCAACUGAAAAUCAUUUAUCCAUGUAAAAAAAAACUUUCACAUCUAUAAAUCAGAA
Messenger RNA from Saccostrea echinata, 645 nucleotides. Its product is annotated as peroxynitrite isomerase THAP4-like. The transcript is spliced from 6 exons. The record is from RefSeq and is a predicted model, not a curated record. Bases 87 to 578 code for a protein of 163 amino acids. Lineage: Eukaryota; Metazoa; Mollusca; Bivalvia; Ostreida; Ostreidae.